Messenger RNA from Diaporthe amygdali, 684 nucleotides. RefSeq names its product synaptobrevin. The record is from RefSeq and is a predicted model, not a curated record. Gene Ontology annotation, cellular component: membrane. The coding region runs from base 1 to 684 and encodes 227 amino acids. Gene Ontology annotation, biological process: Golgi ribbon formation; vesicle-mediated transport. The transcript has 4 exons. Lineage: Eukaryota; Fungi; Ascomycota; Sordariomycetes; Diaporthales; Diaporthaceae.
AUGGCUGACAACAACUCCCCAUACGACCCUGACCCGCGACAGGGACGCGGCCAGGACAGGAGGACACAGGCCCUGCAACAGACCUGUCGCCGUGUUGCCGCUGCGGCCGGAUUGGAGCGACGUCAGCGCUCUGCAUCGUCGUCAUCACACUGUCGGCAACACGAGCGAGAAAUCGUGGCUUCGAAUCGCCACACACGAAUGACAGCUGCAAACUUCGAUGACAUCCUGCUGGACACGCACGGCAACUGCUCAAGCGGCGGUCAGAGACAGUCGAAGCGACGAGAGCACUGCUUUGUGACCGCCCAGAAUAUGCCAAGAAAGGAGCUACCGCUCGAACAACAACCUGCGCAGAUCCCAUGCCAAAACGGACCCUCGCCCUACGACGGCAUCAAAAAUUGGCCUUGGGUGUCAACCAUUCGCAAUCUGGGCUGCUCAGAAAUUGACGACACCGUCAAUGUCAUGCACGAUAACAUCCAGAAGGUCAGGGAACGCGGUGAGAACUUGGAUCACCUGCAGACCAAGACCGACAACUUGGCCAACCAGGCCCAUGGCUUCCGCCGUGGUGCCAACAGAGUGCGGAAGCAGAUGUGGUGGAAGGACAUGAAGAUGCGCAUGUGCUUGAUUGCGGGUGUUAUCAUCCUGCUCCUGAUCAUCAUCAUACCGAUUGUGGUCACCAAAACCUAA